This is a messenger RNA of Suillus fuscotomentosus, 576 nucleotides long. RefSeq lists its product as uncharacterized. Bases 1 to 576 code for a protein of 191 amino acids. Lineage: Eukaryota; Fungi; Basidiomycota; Agaricomycetes; Boletales; Suillaceae. Gene Ontology annotation, molecular function: protein kinase activity. The record is from RefSeq and is a predicted model, not a curated record. The transcript is spliced from 2 exons. Gene Ontology annotation, biological process: protein phosphorylation.
AUGGCAGCUCGUACUUUCGGGGCUCUCAAAAUUGCCGUCGAGAAACUUACAAAACUAUACUCCUGUCCAAUCCCGUCCCUUGAAACCGAAGAUCCAUAUCUUAAAUGUCCUUACCCUCGGAGUUAUACAAAUUCCACUGGUUUCAUUCAGGAAUUCCGGUAUGAUGAGACUCAAAUCCUCAGGGAUCAACUUAUUUUCUUCGGGGAAACCAUCGGUGAUGCGGCUGGGAGCAAGAUAUGCAUCAAGUUUGUCAGGCACUAUUCCCCUCAGGCUCACAAAUUCUGUGCCAGCAAGGGGAACGCCCCCAAACUUAUCGCCUACAAUUCUUUACCCGAUGGCUGGAAUCUGGUGAUUAUGGAUGCCCUUGGUGUUUUGGACUGUCAGCCGCUGAAGGAGACCAUCACCUGUCUCAUCCGGGAGUUACACAAUCACAAUGACGGCUAUGUGCAUGGUGACCUUCGAUAUACCAAUUUUGUUGUGCGAGACGAUAAACACUUCAUGCUUCGAUUGGGCCGGACCAAUCCAGAAGACGCAUUAUCCUAUGUAUGUCAAUCGGAAGGAUAUUCGACGGCCUGA